AUGGUUCUGGAAUUGGUCUUUUUCUUGGUACUAAUUGCUCCAGUAUUCCUGUGGAUGUACUCUUGGUACAUUUCAGCAGUACCAAAGCACUUUGUUAAACCUGGUACAUGGCUGCACAAAAAGGCUCAGACUAAUUUGAGAGUUUUGGAACAGAAGUACCACCCAAGUUGGUGGUGUCCAUUUGGCACUACUCAGACCGUUGUUCGUCAGCUUUUCAGAAACUGCCCAGACCUUCCUUUCGAGAGAGAAAUCGUGGAAUUCGAGGAUGGUGGUGCUGCUGGAAUUGACUGGCUCAUCCCUGAAGGCACCGAUGACACAACACCAAUCGUAAUCUUCUUGCCUGGAAUCACUGGAAGCACCCAUGACAGCAGCUACGUCCUCCACCCAGUCAUGGAAGCCAGAGACAAGGGAUGGAAGUGCCUUGUAGUGAACCCACGUGGACUUGGUGGUGUCAAACUGAGAACUACCAGAACUUACAAUGCAGCCCUGCCACAUGACUUUGCUUUCAUUGCUAAAAUGGUUCAUGAGAGAUAUCCAGAGGCGAGAAAACUUGGAUGUGGGUUCUCUAUGGGAGGAAUGAUCCUUUGGAACUAUCUUGCUAUGAUGGGUGAGGAUGUUCAUCUAGACGCCGGUAUGAUUGUAUCAUCUCCAUGGGACCCAAUGGUUGCAUCUGACUCCAUUGAAUGCUUCAUCCCUCAGACCAUUUUCAACAGAUUCAUUGCAAAGAGUUUGGUGGAUAUUGUUAGACCAUACCGAGAGCUUUUCAAGGAUAUGGUAGAUUUUGAUGCAGUUCUGAAAUGCAACACAGUUAGAGGAUUCGACAAAGCUUUCGUGACACCAAUGUAUGGCUUCGAGAGUUAUGAGGCUUACUAUAAAAUGGCUACUUUGGCAACGAAAGUCGACAAAAUCAAGAUUCCAUGUGUCACACUCAACUCAGUUGAUGAUUAUUUCAGUCCAGUACAAUGUAUUCCUAUUAAUGACAUUGCUGAAAGUGAAAAUGUUCUUGGUAUCAUCACCAAUCAUGGAGGUCACACCGCUUUCAUGGAGUCCGCUGAUCCAAAUGCUCGUGGAAUGGUAGAGAAGCUGUUGUCACAAUGGGGAAACUUGGUUUUCCAUGAUUAUCAUUAA
This is a messenger RNA of Caenorhabditis remanei, 1128 nucleotides long. RefSeq lists its product as uncharacterized. The transcript is spliced from 7 exons. Gene Ontology annotation, biological process: medium-chain fatty acid biosynthetic process; medium-chain fatty acid catabolic process. NCBI's taxonomy places the organism in Eukaryota, Metazoa, Nematoda, Chromadorea, Rhabditida, Rhabditidae. Gene Ontology annotation, molecular function: acetylesterase activity; monoacylglycerol lipase activity. The record is from RefSeq and is a predicted model, not a curated record. Bases 1 to 1128 code for a protein of 375 amino acids.